Molecule: messenger RNA, 4826 nt
Organism: Leptinotarsa decemlineata (Colorado potato beetle)
Lineage: Eukaryota; Metazoa; Arthropoda; Insecta; Coleoptera; Chrysomelidae
Gene: Schip1
Product: Schwannomin interacting protein 1
Biological process (GO): positive regulation of hippo signaling
Cellular component (GO): plasma membrane; cell junction
Source: RefSeq, a predicted model, not a curated record
AGUCUUGCCAAAAACGUCAACUUUCUACUCCUCUUACCAAGAUAAGAAUAUUCUGCCAACCCCUUCUAGGCCAGCCACGCUUUCCAUUGGGCAGCCUCUACUGCAGCCCGUCAAGGAACCCCUUACAGAGGCGGAUUUCUUCACAAGGCAGGCUAGGCUUCAAACGGAGGCCAGGAUGGCUCUAGCACAGGCUAAAGAAAUGGCUAGGAUGCAGAUGGAAAUUGAAAAACAAAGACAGAAGAAAAGUCCUAUCACGGAAAUGAUCAGGAACAGCAUGGAGAAGGUUGGUAUUCCAUUUCCUGAGGACAAAAGACGCUUAUCCAGGCAAAUACUCACCGAUAUGAACGUAGCUCAGCUACAAGUCAUUGUUAAUGAUCUCCAUACUCAAAUCGAAACUCUGAAUGAAAGCUUGGUCAAGUUUCUGAUGAAUAGGGAUGAUCUUCACAUGGAACAGGAUUCUAUGCUUGUUGAUAUUGAAGAUUUGACACGAUAUUUGGGCGCGAAGGAACAAGUAAUCAAAGGACACAAUCUUGUCCCAACAAAGAACAACAACACUCCACCCUCACCGGCACCGUCUUCACCUCUGUCAGCUCUGAAUGUUUCCGUUAGACCCCACUUACACAGGAUAGCAAGCUUAGUUAAGAAAUAAAUUUGUUGAGUAUCACAUUUUCAUUUGUAUAUACUUUCAUGAGACCUGUUAGGCUCAUCGCUUCUUGUCGUUGAGAUUAGGAAAUGUUAGAAAUCGGGUGCAGUGGACUGAAGGUGAUUAGAUUCGACACUUGAACUACCAAAUUGAAUUAAUGUUUCUACUAGCUGAAAGAAUUUUUACUGAAGUCGAUGGCAGCAAAAACGCCCUUUAUUAUUAAUGAGGUCAUAACAAAUUGAAUAUUGAUUGGUAGUGAAAAAAGGGUGCUAUGUGCUGGUGAUAACACCACAUUGGAUGGCCAAAUUCCCUUGAUCGUCAUUCUUGAAAAGUGUUAGCUUAUAAUGUAUGCCUCAAUGGUUUGAAAUUCUGAAAUAUAACUAAUGCACCUGAUUUCACAUUGUGAGUAGUGCUAAACAUAUUACUCCAAGAGUUAUUUGGGUAGUACUUUGGUAUCUUAGACUUGUAGUGAAUACAGAAGGCAUACUCAAAACAACAGUUUGAAAGGCAGAUCACAAAGAUUAUUUACAUUUCCUAUUAUUCAAUAUUCUUGCCAACUUGAUUUUUCGAUUUAUCUUUAUUCAGUUAGCGGAUUUUGAAUUAUGAAGUAACAGUUAAAUUGGUCAUAUAAUGAAUUUUGAUAAAGAUAAAAGUUGUGGCCCGGUUUUAUAUUUCGUUGUUGGAAAUCAUAAUUUCUGUCAUAACUGUCAAUGCUGAUUUAAUUGAUAUUGGUCUUUGCACAAAAAAUGAUGAGUAAAAUUAAACAAUCAAAAUAGGAAAAAUUUGUUUUUCAAGUUUUUUUGGAUUGUCAAAAAUAAAACGACCAUCACUUUAAUCCUUAACAAAUAUCAUUCAUUGAUUCCAAAAAUCAGAAAACUGUAGAUAAAUAAUCACUGGCAUUUAUGAAUUUUGACAACUAACCCACAUGAAAUUUUUAGUAUUUGACAAUAAAUAAAACUAUUUUUCAAUGCCUAAAUGAUAUUUGAGAAGAUGCUUGUCUAAUUUUUGGCAUUUAUUAGUUUUCAUUCACCUAAAACUAAAAAGUUAUUCAAAAUCAAAUGUGUAAAACAAAUUAUUCAAUUUUUCAAAAAACUGUUAGUUUUUGUAAAAUUAUUGUAUAAAUAAAUAUUCAUCUAGCUUAUUUUUAACUCUUUGUGUUACAAUUUUGCUAAAAUUUUCCAGAAAGUCUUCAGAACAUCUUUAAAAUGCCAGAAAAAAUUAUUACAGGCUUAAAACAAUGUGAAUGUACUUUUUCAAAAAUAUUUAGCAAAAGGAUUAAAAGUGACUAUUAAACUAAAGUAAAAGUUUAAACUUAUAUACCCAUUUUGUUUUGAAUAACUAAUAUAUAAUUUAUUUAGUAUUAUUCAAGGAAUGAAAUAUUAUUGUACAAAUAUAAGAUCAUAGUUAGGGAGGUCAUAUCUCAAUUUUUUUUCCUGGUAUUUGGCCAGCAUUUGUAGCUUUUUCGGGGGUGUUUGUGGGCCCUCUAUUGGACAUCACAAGAAUUUAGAAGUCAGAAAUACCCUAGUAGUGUGAAGAAAUAUAAAAAUGAGAAGAGGUAACUCUUUGAAUGAGUUCAACGUAGCUUCGAAUAAUACUAUAAUCACUUGUCAAUGCUUAAGUUUUAGGAUCCAUAUCAAAAAUCAAUUAUUUGUUACAUUUUCAAAUCUAAAAAACUUUUAUUUGUUUUUAUUAUCUGGCAAUGUCGCUUUCAAUUCUUGCAUGAUUGCAUGAUUCCUAUUUGAGAGAGUGAAAACCCAUAAAUGUCAAGAAUGAACCAAUUUUCCCCUUUCAUAACAUGUACCUAUUUUUUGGGAACUAAAGUAUUCUUGAAGUAAUUGGAGACUUUAUCUCAUAAAUUCAAAAAGGCCUGUGAUUAAUCUUUCAGAAAAUACUCUGAAAUACCUAUUUCUAACUGACGAGUUUUAUAAGAUGAAAGUUAUUUACUUUUUAUUCAUAAUAUUAUUAAAAGAGUGAUAACAUUUAAUAAAUGUGAAACCUCAAAAGGGUAACCCAGGAGGAGUGAGGCCACUAUAAAAUCAAAGUAAUUCAUACUUCUGGAAAAUCAAAACACUUUAUUUAUUAAUUGAGUGGGUUUACCGGCCAUCUCUGUUUAUCUGAAGAUACAAAUAAAAAUAUGCUUUUCUUUGUUAAAUUAAAUAAUAACUCUCAGCAAAAUAUUCAGCUGAGUAUAUUUCUUCAGGGCAUUGGUAGAUUCACCACUUCUGUUUGUUUUUGAAAAAAUGUUACCCUUCACUACUUCUUUUAACCAUUUAUUUCAAACUGAGAAUUGUGAGGUCGUAUAACACAUAUCUCUAUAAUUUUGAUCAUGUUAAUAUUAAUUCAUCAACACUUUUUGUUCUCAGCAACUCCAAAUAUUGUUUUUUUAAAUUAUUAAACAAUGCCAAUGUGUUAACUAUUGUUACACUGUUUUAGUGAAUUGUGAAUACAUAUGUUUUAUUGAUUUGUACUUGACCAAAACCUUCUGUAAUCAAUAAUAGCUGUUUGUGGUUUGAACUUGAAUUUAGAUAUUAUUUGAUUGAUAUUUCUCAAUAUUUUCAGUUUCAAUUCAUAGCAUCAUAAUAUGAUCUUGUAAUUAUGUUUUUAAUUCUCAGCAGAUAGCUAGGUGAUAUUAAUUUUAGUAAGCUAUUUAUUUUUUAUACGUUUGAACAUAUCAGAAGUAGUUUUUCUGAUGUUGGAUAAUCAUCACUUUUAUGUAAUAUAAAUAAAAACAACAUUUUUCAUAGAUGGGGUUAUAAAAAGUUUCAGAAAGCAUUUUGUUCAAUUCUGCUGAGUGGAAAACUCAACUGAGUUUAUUAGGAAGAAAAUAACAGUGUGGGUGUUCAGGAUAAUAUAUCAACAUAAAAUCUUUAUUUUUGUCGCCUUCGCGGAACAGAAAUUAUGAAAUAAGUAUUUAUUUGCUGUUUCGGUAAAAUCCAAGUAGUUGAAAAAGCUAUGAAAAUAACAAAUUGUAUGUAUUGAUAUUUGCAUUAUUGUUCACAAAACUGAUAAAUUCAUAAGAAAUUGGAUCAGGUUUGUUAGCAAAAGCAGAAAUUAUUGUCAGUGUUUUUUAAAUUGAAAUAUAUGUACUUGAUAGAUCUGAUCCAAAACAGAAAUAUUCUUGAAGUCAUCAAUAUAAAUGUGAAAAUGUUUUCAUUUAGUAUCGUUAAGCACUAGUGUUAGUUUCAAACUGUUUAUCCCUUCCAAUGACUGAUGAAUUCUUCAAUAAUUCUUUCUUUCUCAAUAAAUGAAACCGUUGAUCAUGAAAAGUUCUUAACGACCUCUAGUGCUUGUCAUUUCUCAUGUGAAGUACACAAAAAUGAUAAUAAAUUUUAUUCCUGUAUAUGUAAUUUUCCGUUUUUCAAAAAUUUAGCGAUGGUAAGUAGACACCAAUUCUGUAAAAUACAAUUGACUGAAGCUUUUACUGUAAAUAUAACUAGUGUAGAAUUACUUAUCUUGUCUUUAAAUAUUAUCGGCUUGAGAAAAACUUCAAUGUUGAACCAAAUAUUUCGAUAUAUCAUUAACCGUUUAAGUAUUUUCAACUUUUGUUUGAAGAGGUAGCUGAGAUUUGCAAUGUGUUCCUAGACAUAGUUGAAACAUGAUAAUCAACAGUUUGAGGGCAUUUUUCAAAGACAAAAACUUUGUUGGCAUAAUCUUAGAGAUUGUAUUAAAAACUGUUAUUUAGUUCCCACUUGCUAGGUGAUUAUUUUAAACAAAAAACUUUCUAGUCUUUUGAUACAUUAUGAAAACUUCAAUUGAACAAGCUCUCAAGUUGUUGACUACCGGCCAACUUUGUGGAAAGGGAUGUAAUUUUGAAAAAAAGAAUCUGAGCAAAGUUGUAUAUCAAUGUGCCAUACAAAUCAGUUCAUUUGCACAUCACUAACUUUAACUGCUCCGUUAAGACUGCACUUGUAUCCAAAGACAUAAUAACCUUAUAACACAGGAUCUAACAUGUUUGUGAUGAUGGAAGGAAGAAAUACUAGUAUGGACAGAUGUAAUUUAUUGUAAUUAUAACAAAAAUUCAAUGAUUAUGAAUACAAAAAGCUUAAAUAAAAAUACCACUAUGAUAUUUUUUCAUUUCUUAACCUUACUGCUAUCCUAUUAUUAAUAUAUACAAUUCACAGCAUUUCAUCAGUUUAUUAAACUAAAGUCAGAUUUGAAAAUACAUAGAAAUAUAAUAAAUUAA